GUUUUCCCUUGUCUUGUCUAGCUCGCAUUGUUUGCACUUCUUUGACACGAUCGAAUCGUUUGAGGCGGCCGGCUGCUCGCCUCAGUUCUAUUUGGGAUUCUCGGAAAGGGAGAUCAUUAUCAAUGAACGUGCCCUUCCAGGUUUUCACUCUCCCGCUUGGAAAUUUCUUUUCGCUAUUGGGAUUGGCAGUGUGUUAUAUUUGAAGUAUUUCUUUUUGUUUAGGAAUUUGGAAUGCCUUUAAAGAAGUUCGAGUUGUAAGAUGUGGACGUUACGUGAUGAAUAAAAUUGUGGACUCACAAAAGUUCAACUCUAGGCAUGGAACAAAUAUUUCAAACACAGGACUGUUAUGUGAUUUCUGCAAAAGAUGUGUAUUCGGCUGUAGGGUCUUCACCUAUCUGUCGAUGAUUUAAACUUGAUUUCUGUGAAGUUGUGUCCAAAACUGAAAAUGGAAAAUUGAAAUAGUAAAUCGUUGCAAGGAAGGCGAUUCUUGUGAAGUGUGUGUGUAUGAGUGUGUGUGUAAUACACAAAAAAGCGAUUGUGGAGCAAAGCGCUUUUACUGGUGUGUGUAUGUGUGUGUGUAUGUGUGUCUGCGCGUGUUUGAUGCUGUUGCCACGCGAUGCCUACCGUCAUGUGGCUCGUCUCACGCGGAGGGUCCUCUAGUACUCAACAUUAAUUUCACUAUUGCCAGACGAGAAACGCCACAGUAGUUUUGGCUGAGAGAAAUAAUUGCUCCUUCAUUUGAAUAAGAAUGGUGUCCGGGAUCUACAGGAGAAUGAAGAGCGAAGACAGUGCCGGACGGCGGGACUAGACCCUCCUGUGGGCAUGAGCCCGCAGAGAAGCGCGGUAUUUGGCAAGCAAUUUUGUUAAUUUCUAUGUAAAGUUGGGGUCAACCCUAGGAGUCAGAUUUAUUCAGCGUUUGCCGGAGAGCGGGAGAGGGGAAGCUCAACCUUGCAAAGGCGGCCCCAAAGACGGCAGCGAACACGAUCUUUUUUCAAACUGGAGGAAUAUCGACGGUUGGAGUCUGUUGCUAGCCCCAACAGCUUAUGCUGGGAGAUUUCCCCUAAACGUCCUCUAUAGAUCCUCAUCGAUUGGCUGCGGAGAGUUCUGCUGGGAAAAGGGGGAUCACUCUGGGAGAAGAGAUCGUUUUCCACUCUUCUUCGAGUCGUACCGUCAAAAGUUCGCAAUUUAUUUACCAAUAUCAUGAUGGAGGAGGAGAUUCAGGACGCUGGAUUGCUAGUACCUUGGACAG
Aplysia californica (California sea hare) is the source of this 1249-nucleotide messenger RNA. RefSeq names its product G-box-binding factor. NCBI's taxonomy places the organism in Eukaryota, Metazoa, Mollusca, Gastropoda, Aplysiida, Aplysiidae. The record is from RefSeq and is a predicted model, not a curated record.